AUGCAGAAUGGUUUCGAUUUGGGAAGACCUUUUGUUGAAAAGUACCCAAAAAAUGUGUGUAUUUCCGGUGUUUCUCACAUUGGUUCUCACAAUCAUAAUGGUGUAAUCACUCAAACCCAAAAAGACAAGUCUUUGAUCAGUUACUUUGAAAACCCGAACCUCUCUAAAGAGGCACAAGAAGGAAAAACGAUGGAGUUUAUCUCGCUCUACCAAAACGAGAAAAUUGACUGUACCUAUUUUCCUGAUGCCAAGUGGUAUCGAUACAGAAAAUUGGUUUACAAUGCAUCCUUGAAUACCGUAGCGGCUUUGACCGGUGUGGAUACCGGAAGGCUCCAGCUUUCGGGCGGUUUGGAAGCGGUUUCUAUUCCUGCCAUGCGUGAAGUUAUUGCCAUUGCCAAGGCUGAUGGAGUGGACCUUCCCAAAGAUGUGAUCAAUUUGGUGGUUCAUUCCGACGAUGGCGAUUGGUUUGAACCAUCUAUGCUUGUUGAUGUCAAAAAAGGGAACCCCAUUGAAUUGGAAGUGAUUUUGGGUAAUUUGUUGACGGUUGCAAAAGAGUUGAAAGUGGACACUCCGGUGUUAUCUGUUGUGUAUGAAUUGUUGAAGGUGGUGCAGUUUAGGUUGAAGGAGGGAUGCAACAUAGUUUCAGUUCCAGAAGAGAGACCGGUAGACGACAAGUACUUUGAGUGA
Meyerozyma guilliermondii ATCC 6260 is the source of this 687-nucleotide messenger RNA. RefSeq lists its product as uncharacterized. Lineage: Eukaryota; Fungi; Ascomycota; Pichiomycetes; Serinales; Debaryomycetaceae. Gene Ontology annotation, cellular component: cytoplasm. Gene Ontology annotation, molecular function: oxidoreductase activity. The coding region runs from base 1 to 687 and encodes 228 amino acids. The record is from RefSeq and is a predicted model, not a curated record. The transcript has a single exon.